Molecule: messenger RNA, 5034 nt
Organism: Eimeria tenella
Lineage: Eukaryota; Apicomplexa; Conoidasida; Eucoccidiorida; Eimeriidae
Product: bromodomain-containing protein, putative
Exons: 14
Coding region: 1-5034 (1677 amino acids)
Molecular function (GO): protein binding
Source: RefSeq, a predicted model, not a curated record
AUGCCAGUUUCAGGUACUGGCUUCUCGUUGGGGUCUGCUCCGGCAGACGGUGGGGCGAAUGCGGGAGCAGACCCCCAGCGUGGGGCUCCUUGUGGUCUUGGGGUAUCCCUUGCAAGGCACGUAAAGCGGAAGCUCGCGGGUCUUCUAGAUGGCUGGCGCCGCGCAAAGAGUUUUCGACUGUUUCUCGAACCGGUUGAUGUCGAGCAGAUGGAGUGUCCUACAUACUACGAUAUCAUAAAAUAUCCAAUGGACCUGCGCACUAUGGAGGCAAAACUUGAGAGAGACGAAUACAGAAGCGAGGAGGCUUUCAUCUCUGACCUGCUGCUAAUCUUCCGCAACUGCCGCACAUUCAACGAUGGGUCAACACCAGCUGGGCAGUUUGUACUGCGUUUGUGCGCUGAGGCGGAGACACGGAGCCUUGAGGACCUCAAGAAGGCGUACAAGGAUUCGAAGCUGUGGGCGGCACUUGAGCAGCAGUUUUCGCACGGAAAGCAGAAGGCGGGGCCUCGGAACAAAAGUGGGGGAUCAUCGAAGCGCGCUGCUUCUGGGAUAUCGUCGGUACCCGAUGUUUCGCUACCAGCAACGGGAGUUCUUGCCGCUGCAGCGGCGGCUCCGAAUUGCUCAGGUGCUGCUGACUUCCAACACCAGCAGCUGAGCUCUGAGGGAGCGGGUGGCGACGUUGCGGGGGCUUCUCCAGCGGUUCCGUAUGUAGGUGGACUCGCGUACAUGAGAAAUUCGACUGCACCGCAGGACGGUACUUCAGCUGCAGAGGGCACUUUGUCAAAAGGGGUCGAGGGAUUCUGUGUUGCUCCUGAGAAGGCUUCAGAGGCCCCAGCUGCUUCUGUUCUUUCGGGUAUCUCUCCUUCCAGAGAGCUGCUUACCCCUGCAGCGUCAGGGGCUCACAUUGGUGCUGCGCAUGCGUGGCCCGGAGAUGUGGGGGGUCUGACAGGGCAAGGGACUAUAGAUGCGGACAACUCUUCGACGGGGAAAAGCUGGUACAUCUACUGCAGAGACAAUAUCCUGAGGCCCCUAAAGGGAGAUCGUUACGCUUAUCUCUUCCUCACUCCAGUUUUGGACAGCCCCGAGCUUCCUGACGCGGUCAAGACCUCGUAUAAAUCUGUCAUUGCUAGGCCAAUGGACUACGGCACCAUCUGGACCAAACUGACUACCCGAGACUAUCGCCAUCCGGUGGAAUUUUUUGAAGACAUGUUCCUGGUGUACUCAAAUUGCAUGGCCUUCAAUCCCCCGAACGACCAGCAGUGUGGUUGGUUGCAUCGUGUGGCGGAGAAGAGCCGGGAUAAGUUCAUGGAGAGAUGGCGCCGAUGGGUCGUCCGUAUUUGGCGCGCCUUUGCUCAGCACAACGCAGCAGGGGCAGCAGCGGCGCCGCCUGUGCUACAGCAUGCAGAGGCAGCAGCAGCCGCAGCAGCAGUAGAAGCAGAGCCAUCCAUCGCUGCAGCAUUGUCAGCUGCCAGGGCUGAACUUCUGGAGAGGCGAAACCACCAAUCAACAGCACUCUCUCCACCAAAUCCACAAGAACUGCAACAUCCUAACCUGCAUCACCCACAACUGCAACACCACAAGAUGCAACACCAGCAACGAGGCUCGGAUGAGCCACAUGACGCUGCAGCAAUGGCAGCAAAUGCAGCCACCGCCGCGAAGGAUCCGAAAGCACUUGUCGUUGACCUUCUGGGUGAGGAUGCGCUAGAAGAUGCAAGCAAUAGCUCUGUGGACAGGGGAGCAACUCAAGAAACACUGCAGCAACAGCUGCAACAGCUGCAACAGCAGCAGCAGCUUCUGCAGCACGAGCAUUUGCAGCUGCAGCAGCAGCAACGCGAGAUGCAGGAAAAAGAGCAGACGAUGACGCGCGCAUCUGGAGCAGGAGAUGGGUCUCUUCACUCUGACGGCCCUGGCAGUGUUGGGCUCAGUGGCUCCACCAACUUGCACCAGCAGCAGGCAAAUGAUAUGACGGGGGUUGUUCCUGAAACUUCUGUUUAUCAUGCGGCUGGUGAUGUUGCUUUUCGGGGAGAGCUCGCAAUCCAGCACAGUCACGUGAAGCAACUGGGUGGAGACGCAGGCCUGCCCACAGCAGACGCUGCAGCCGCAGCCACAGACAGCAAAAAACACAAGAGUAAGAAGCACAAGCAUCAAAAAUAUUCACACCGAGGCAACCCUCAGCUGCAACAGCAGCAGAAGAUUGCGGAGCUGCAGCAUGAAGUUUCUGACGCCUACCAGUUUCCUGGCUCCGCUGAGCUGACAGCCAUUCAGUCGGCUGAUCCUCCCGCUAUUCAGGCGAAGCUCACGACGGUAGCAGUGGUGGGAGAAACCGCGGCAGGCGCAAGCUCUGCGACAACUCUAGGUGGGACUCGAGGCAUAGAUGCUUCGUCGGUCGCGCUGAACAGUGCUGAGACCCCGCCUGGGCCGUCGGUAGCAUCCGCUAUUUCAGUAAAUGCUUCCUCCCUGUAUUCCGAAAUUACAGCCCAACAAAUAGCAGAAGCUGCACCAGCGGGAGAUAAUGCAGCGGUUUCAACAGGGGAUACUGCGGGUGGCUCUCUUCUGCCCGUCCGCUCACUGGGAGACUCGCCUAGACUUUCUGACAUCAUUGAAGCCCCACCAGCAGAGAUUUUAGAGGCAAUGGGCAUGAAGGAUAUGUCAGCUGCUCCGCCUUGUGCCGCUGCUGCUGCCCCUGCUCCUGUUUCUGCUCCUCCUGCGAUUUCUGUUGCUGCUCCUUUGGCUGCUGAUGAUGUAACCCAUGGGGCGCUUCCUCCGUCGGCCGCUCCUGCUGCUCCUGUGCCUCUGGGGCCUUGGCUGACAGGAAUGGUAGUGCCGCAGUUGCCAACUAAUUCAGACGGCGCUACAGUCGCAGCAGGAACAAUAGCAUGUGCAGGAGGUGCUGCGGGUGUGAGUCCCCUGCUACUGCCGCCGCCACUGGAAGGGGUGGUAAGCAUGCACGACAUGCAAAACGGAGCAGCUUUGCACCAUCUUGAGCAGCAACAACAGCAACGAACCCGGGACGAUUUGCUUCCAGCAAAGCUUCGCAUAGUAGUAGAAUCAACACGCAAGAAGGUUCCUCCUCCCAAGCUCCUCUUGCUACCCUGGAGGGGCAGGGGCCAGGGGCCAGUACCUCAGGGAUAUACGCAUCGGCCGUCUAACUCCUACUCAGGUCUCUCAAGCGCCGCUGUUGCCACAGUACCGGCUGUGUCUACAGCAGCAGGGCCGACACGGGCGACAGAUUCAUCGGCUGCCAGCGUCAAGAGAGAAGCAACGCAAGGGGAAUCUGCAUCGACCGAUACAAAAGUUGUAUCAGCAGGAGCAGAGUUGUCUUGGCCAGCGGCGGCUAUUUUCUGCGAUACAGGCAGCAUUAGCAUGAAGCGGCGCCCGAAGCUGACACUGCGGCUCAGCAACUGUAGCAGAACUAGCAGGAAACGGCAAGCAUUGGGGAGCAAUGGUAUUCUAGCCAAGGCUUUUUUCAUGGAAGAAGGUGGCCAAAAGCCAGCGGAGACCCUUGAAGACGCUUCACCGGACAGCUUGGGAAAAGGUACAGCAACAGGCACAGCAAUGUUCGUCACUGCAGGACAUACGGGCGAGGAAGAAACGUCCGUGUGUAAGAUCGCAGGAACACAGGCAGAGGCGACCCUUGCUGUAGCAGAAUCAGCAGCAGCAGCAGCAGCAGCGGCUCAGGACAGCGCCGCAUGCGUGUUGCAAUUGAUGUGUCGCGUGGGGCAGCUGCCUGAAUGGCUGGAGGUGCACGAAGUCCUUACCGGACUGCAGGAUUGUGGCUUCGCACGCCAUACUCUAACCCGGUGCUGCAGAAACUGGGCUGCUGGCGAGAACAGGAGUAACAAUAGCAGGACCCACAGCUACUCGAAGACUGAGUUGUGGCUGCAGCAACAAACUGUCCGUAUCCAGCCCAUGGGACCCUUGACAGAAAUUUUAGGAGAUGCCGCAGGCCGCAGUUGCCCUGUCUCCGUAUCGGUGCUCCGUUUUGUCACACUCAGCAACUCUGCUGCUGCUGCCGUUAUUCCCAUACUGCUGCACCUGAGGCUUCAUGAAGCAGAUGCAGCAGCUGCAGUCCUAGCAACAAAGGGAGAAUAUCUUGUUGCACCAUGCAUCCAGCUAGCAGCAGCAGCGGCAGUAGCAGCAGGAGGUACAGGGGACCUGACAACACUUUCACCCACCCUUGGUACCGCUGCUUCGAAUGAUAGCGCGGAGUCAAAUUCGCGUUGCUGCUGCUCUGACAUUGACGGUUGGCAACAGAAAAGAGGGUCUUUGAUUAGUGGACGCCGUCUUUUUAGCUUGGAGCGCCAGAUCAUCAGGAGCCUUCCAAGGCGCCUUAUGGAGGAGCUGCAGCAGGAGAGGCAAAAGCAUGAGUUACAGACAAGGCUUCUCUCUGGUGAACGAUGGAGGCCGGGACUCAGGAGUUCCCUCGCACAUGCGCUGGGGACAAGAGUUGUGGAGCUGUUGCUGCGAGCGGCUGUAUCAGCGGAUAUACAGGCUAAUUUCAACCACAGCGUCAGCAACGGCACUCACAAGAGCGGCAGAAAUGAAUGCCUGUCUGAAGAGCUCAAGUUCAUUGAAGACCUUAAUCUGUGGGUAGCGGCCCUGCCCACUGAGCUGUUGAUUCCUCUGCAGCAGCAGCAUCAUCAGCGGCAGCGCAUGCUGCGGCUUCCUGCUUUCGAUGUUCUUUUCUUACACGCGGAGCCUUUGGGUCUCGUUACUCUUUCGAGGCCCCUUGCCACUGGCAGCUGCAGGGCUUCUCGAAUGGAAAGGGACGCCACUGCUGCUAGUGAUUCUGUGAAUAAGGUUGAUGUUGGACACUGCCACAGCACAGACGGGUCUCACCCAGGGUUGAAUCCCAGUGGGGGCAUACGGCGUCUUAAAGUACAAGCGCACCAGAAAACAGCAUGUUGGGACUUGCAUGUCGACAAAACGUGUAGAAAUCACGACAGUGACUGCUGUUGGUGCUGUUGCUUAAUGAAGGAUGCUGCAGUGCAGCGCAAUGCUACGCCAUUGCAAGUGGCGCUAUGCUUAGGGUGA